ACUGAUAUCACGAAAACAGCAAUUUAGAAGAACAAAAAUUGAAGAGUGAGGUUAGUAAGCGAAGUACGUCAGCGCCACAUGCUCAUCAUUGGUAUGAAUAUUUUACUCAAUGUCUGGCAAGCUAAUUAAAAACUGUCGCAGUAAAACAUCAACACUACAAACUAACCCAACCAGAUGUUCGAUCGCCGUCACCGAGCACCAUCUCACCUUCCAACCAACGGUAUGUGCGUUCGGGCAGUGCCACAAUGCGUCCAGUCGUUUGCCGACAACUGUUUCUGGAUUGCAUUCGUUAACCUUCCCUCAGUUCAGUUUCGAUGUCCAGCUACUAUCGCCGGCAUGCAAGGAUAUUCCAGGUCGCCGCCCUGCUCUAUCUGGUACCGUGCAGCUACAAUCGCGAAACGGACCAGUUCGAGGAGCAAGUCUCCAACAAAUUGGCGUUCGCGUUCGGUAUAAUGAUGACGGUACCGUUCUGGUACGUCGAUGUGAAAUUUAUGACCGAGUUCUACCUGGAGAACAUUUCGCCCAUCAUGACGGCCGUCGGGAGUAUCGAGAUUGCGUUGUUCGUGUCGAUCGUGGCCUGCACGAUCCUGAACACUUUUGGCAGGCGGAACCGGUACAGGCGUAUGCUCAACGUACUGUUUCAUGCCGACUGGUUGCUGGAUCGGUACGAACACCCCGAGAAGGAUUUUGACAACCGGCGUCCGUUUGGUGGAUUCAUGAUCGCGCUAAGCACCAUGGUGUGCUGCAAUAUGUUGUACCAUCGGGACAUCAAAAUUCGGCUGCUGAGUUUGAGUGUGUCGAUGAAAAUCUUUGGCGUUUGCUAUCUGACCAUUCUGUACCGGAUUUGUGUGGGAGCGAUCGGUGUACGUAUGGCACAGUUGAGGGCGCUGUACCAGCUGAAUCAGGUGCGCCACACGCAGGAACAAACGGUCCGCUACUUUAUCGAAAGAUUCGAUCUCUACGCGGCACAGCUACGGCAGAUUGACUAUUGCUUUUCAUUCCCACUGACGAUGAUUAUACUGCUGGUGCUGAUUGAGAUGGUUUACCUGAUGUUCGAUCUCUUCACGAUACUGGAACUCGGCCGGCCAGCCUAUAUGGAAAAUUUGGAAAUAGAUUACCUGCAGUGGACACUGCGCCAGAUGUGGCAAACUAUCUACGGUGCCGUGGUGCUGCUCACAGUGACUGGUUGCCAAAGCACCUGCGAACAGGUAAGAGCACGCAGCAGUGUUCCUGCAUCCGAUAAACCGUUCUUGCAUUAUUUGCACAGCUUCAGCAAACGGCUCAGCUGGUACGGCAUUUUGAUGACGAUCGAAAUCGAAACUCGCGCGUGGCGAAGCUGAUACAACGAUUUUUACUUCAAAACCUCGAUCGCAAAACAUCGUUUUCGGCGUGCGGAAUGUUUCACAUUGAUUACGCGAUGCUACACAUGGUACGGCGCUUUCGAGCGAUUGCUGGUCUAAGAAGAAAGUCUAUUUUGUUCUAUCUUGUCCUUUGCAGCUGUUUAGCUCCAUCUUUACGUACAUGGUCAUCCUGAUCCAGUUCGACCAACUGCAACCGGAACGCCUGUCGUACACGAACUGAACCAGUAACGUUCCAUUAGUGGCCAACUGGGAGCAAUUGUGAAUUUGAAAAUUCUUUAGCUUGGUAGUAGCAUUAUCAACAAUUAACGCACUCUGUUGCAAACGGAGGUAAUAAAUGUUUUGACGUACAGCACACGGAAGAGAGAUUAAAAUCUAAAUUGCAGCGUGCAAAAUUAUGGUUGCACCCCGGUCCAGUUGGAUGUGGCCUUCUGCCCGAGGAUGGCACAACUUUGCGCCCAUCUACGGGUACUGUUUUUCGUGGGCAAUCUGUUCCAUCUUCUGCCCUGCCGUUACAACAGCAAAACGGAUCAGUUUGAGUCCAACUCGAAGCUAAGCCAGCUGGCGUUCGUCAUCAAUUUAUCUCUGUGCAGUUUGCAGUUGUGCUUCGACUGGUUUCACGUAUGGCACGGUGACCGGAAUCGUAUGUCACGCAUUUUCAACUUCCUCCUGUUGCUGCACAUUGUCUCGUUCCCGAUGACCAUCGUGUACAUGCAGCUGCUCUCGUACACCAAACGAGCGCGCAUUGCGAUACUGCACAGCGAACUGUUCACGGACAGAAGAUGGCGACUGUUCGGUGAGCGUACCGACAGCUGGUACGUUUCGUCCCUGUGGUUGGGAAGGUUUACGACCACAGUCACCAUCGGAGGGGUUGUCUAUCUGUUUCCGCUGAUAGUCACAGGCAAGGAGUCGAUCACGCGGAUUCCAAUCUAUGCCACUUUCUUCGAAGCGGUCCGCUUGUACAUGACGAUGGUAGCGAUCCUGAUGUACGUCGUGUGUGUGCUGGUCAUUAAAAUGCGCUUCAAACAGAUACAGGAAAGGGUUGAACAGUUUAGUCCAUCGCUCAACACCGACCGGCAGUGGAGAAUGUUUCUGGACCACUAUCAGCUAGGCGUUAGCUUGGUGAAUGAGAUUAACGAUAACUUUUCGGUGCUGUUGAUGAUGAUCCUGGUGCUGGUACAGGUGCAGCUCUCCAAUCAGGCCUUUGUGUUGUACUGCAGCACUCAGGUGGUGAACAGUCCGGCGGUUAGUGUAGCGAUUACGGUGCAUACGCAAAUGUGGGAGAGUUCAUUCCUGCUUAUGCUGCUUCUUGUUGGGUACGCGUGCGAUAGCUGUCACGAGCAGAUCGACAGUGUGAAUGUCGCCAUACGGAACUAUACUGGAGCAGACAUUGGAGCAGCGCGGACUGUGCAGGCACUGACAUCUAUGGUCACCUACUUGGUUAUAUUAAUACAGUUCCGGCAGUUUGAUGAGGAAGACCUGCUCAUCACAUUCGGAAACGUUUCUGAGCUUUCAUUUUAAAUGUAAAACAUUUUAUUUAAAUUCUAACAAACCCCUAUGGGCAAACAUUUGCACCGGAAAGUCCGUUUUUGUCAGCUGUGUUGCCAUCCGCACCGUUCAACACUCUUAUCA
Molecule: messenger RNA, 2990 nt
Organism: Anopheles stephensi (Asian malaria mosquito)
Lineage: Eukaryota; Metazoa; Arthropoda; Insecta; Diptera; Culicidae
Exons: 3
Coding region: 1800-2879 (359 amino acids)
Biological process (GO): sensory perception of taste
Cellular component (GO): membrane; neuronal cell body; axon
Source: RefSeq, a predicted model, not a curated record